AUGUCGCUGGCCGCAGGCUGCCUUCGAGACUUGCGACAGCUCUGGCGUCAGGACGAAGACGAUCCUUCGCGCCUAAUUCCUCGAAUUUACGCCGAGCUCAAUGUCCUGCAAGGGGGCCUGCUGCCACUACUGCUCAAGGCGGUCGAGCUCGGGGAACGAGGCAUGAAGAUUGCUUUGGCUUGCGUGGACCUGAUCACGACUUUGACAUGGCCUGUGGACGCAAUGGCCGAGUUGAGAGCAGCGAGGGAGCAAGACGAAGACGAUCAUCGCAUAGCUGAGCUCUCAAAGAUCAUUAUACUGGAGCGCGCUCUGCAGCGCUACAAGGGUGACAUACUCAUCACACGCCUUGGCGAGUCUCAUGGGUCGAAACGUGAUGUGCUCUCCACAAUCAUGAUGCACGUGCUCCUGCCAGCCCUUUCCAAGCCUCGUCCAAACCGCACUGACAGAGACACUGGCACGAUCAGCAUGUGUAUGCACCUCUUCCGGAAUCUUCUGGCUAUCAGGGAUCCCCAAGCUACAGCUUUGAGCAGUGCUGACGUCAUCGCUGCUGCCAGAACCCAGAGCGACCUGAUCGUAUCUAUGCACUCGGCACAUAUCCUGGACGCGAUACUCACCAUGGCUAGUGGAGCAGAAACGCGAGAUCUCGAGCCUUGGAGUAGCGUUGCCGGGGAGUGCAUUUACCACAUUUACUCGGGCACUCGACCUGCAGCAUUGGUCGGCGACCUUUCAGGCAUCGCACCCGAGUCGACUGAAGCUGAGGACGCUGCCUCAACACUGUCACGGAGGCCCCCGCUCACCUCUCUCGACAACAAACCUAUCCGGCCAUCUGCGCUUGCCUCCUCCUUGGAUGGCGAGGCUCGUCAAAAGAAGUCGCAGUUGCUAGCAACCGGAAAUACCCGUCACUCUCGCUUUGGAACUGCGAUCAACUUCACAGGCUCAGACGGCCAGCGAAGAGUAUCGCGACAGCAGAACGCGUUUCGCAAGACGGCUGACGAACUUAUGACCGAGACGUUGCUCAAGUACAAGCGCAAAGUCCGUAGACGCAAGAAUGCUAAUGAGCAGGGAGCGCCGCGUCACAAGUCCGAGUGGACCAAGCAUGCGAAAGCGGUGCUGCUCGUGUGGACAGAAAAGUUCUUUAGACUGGGAUUUGAGCCGCUCACGCGUGCUGUGCUCAAGGACAUUCGACGCGAGAGCGCCAAGGUCGGCAACAUUGAAGAGGCGCGUGUCCGGGCUAUGGAGAUGUCUGUCUUCUUCUUGGAUUACUUCUUGAUGCAACACUCAGCAGAGGCGCGACGAUUACGUGAGCGAAAAGACCGCGAGAAAGCCAUGCGAGCAGCAGACAAAGGCAAAGGCCGCGCUGUGGACACCGACAAGGAUGCUCAGCAACAAGGGGUCCACGAUCACGAGGCGCAGACAGAUGAUGGAAAAGUUCACGGAGAAAGUUGGGACUUCAGCCAAAUCUCCUUUUGGCUUGAACACUGGUCUUUCAAGAUGGCAACCUUACGCGCCGAAAGCUCACUCGAGAAGCGCGAAUGGCUGGAGUACGUGACUGCCGUCCAGCUUUGGACGUGCCUCUUACGUAUGGUGGACGCCAUGUCUAGAAGCUCCAGCGAGCAUCAAAGAGACCUAGCCGAAGGUCUGCAAACGCAACUCUACUACGAGAGUAGCACCUUGGCGCUCAGCCAGACAAUCAUGCGGAGCUAUAAAUCCGCAAGAAGCUUUGCUUGUCUUGAAGCGACUGUUGCGCUUGCAUACACAAUGCCGCGCAUGCUGGAGCGCUACUCCUCAGACAAAGAUAACCUCUACGUGAGGGCAAAAUCGCGCGUUGCAAAGGCUAAGGCUCGUGCGGCACAAGGGGAAGCAGAUGAUCAAGAGGUCGCGGAUUUGGAGAAGUCAGCGAAAGACCAUGCUGAAGUGGUCUACAAAGAACGACGCUUCGAGUUCGACAAGUAUCAGUCGCAUAUGUGCGCAUCCGAGGUUGCAGCUGCCGCCGUUGACUAUCUGAGCAGAUGGCGCGACUUCGAAGCGCCACAGGAGCAACUCUCGGCGGUCAUAGGGGUGAUCCACCGGAUUGCCAUUCGUGCGGCGAAGGUUCAGCUGUUCUACCCAUUCUUUCAUCGUCAGACACUGCGGACUCUUUCAGAAGGGCCAAUGCUGCCGGCUUUGGAGGGCAAAGCCCCCAGUGCAGUCAAAGACGCUCGCAAGAUGAUCCAAUACAUCAUGCACAAGUUUGACAAGCUCUCUGCAGAGGAGAAGCAGCACUACGAGAUGGACAAGACGCCACCAAAGCCUGUAAAAGAGCGCAAAAUGAAGCGAGAGAUCGCCAUCACACCUUCCCAGGGACAUAUCGAAGACAUUCGAAUCGCCGUAUCCCUUCUACUUGAGCUGAACAAGAUCCGCACCGUCAAUUGGAUCAGAGAAGGGCUGGAAUUAGCAAGUUCUGAGCGCGCACAGAUCAUUCGGGACGCGGAGGCCGAAGAUUAUUCAACGGAGCAACCAACUCUCGAGACGCUAUCUAAGUUUGCUGACUUCCCGGUCGCUGAACGCAAGCGAGCGUCACCUAUUUCAUCAGGCAUGCAAUACCCCAAUGAAGACAUCGCGAAUGACGCAACUUAUCUGCCGGAAGCCAAAAUGCUUUGUCGUCUCGUAGGUCUGUCCAGUGAUGAUGCCGAAAUUGGAGGAUGGCGCUGGUGGGUGCCUGCAAGCCUCUUGCCAUCCGAUCUAGAUAAAGACGCCAACUACAUCGACGAAGGAAUCCGCUUCCGAUUCGACACCGGAGGACUUCCCCUCCGAUCAUUCGUCAAGCUUGUGCCCAAGCCGCGCGCUCCUCGGCAAGGACGUGGCAAUCGAGCAGGGUUCUCUGAUGAGGAGGGCUCGCAUGACGAUGCUAAAAGAGCGAGCAGCGUCAUUGCGACAAGCGACGAAGAGGGCGGGGAUGCGUCCACCUCAAGAAAGCACGCGAUCCAGAAAUCUCGAGAGGCUGCCAGCGCUCGCAGACGCACUCGAAGCGGACCAGGUCAGCCUCGCAAGAAGAAUAGACUACCUGCAUGGACAAGGGGCGAUUUCAUCGAGGACUCGGACGAGGAAAUGGAGGCGGUUGCGAGGCUCAUCGCUCAGCGCGACGCUUCGAACGCCGAGUCGGGCAGCCUUGGCAACCAUGCUACCGAUGCUGAAGAACAUCGAAAUGAGCAAGGUCGGACCAUACGGCGAGUACGGAGCACCAACAGCGACACCGACGAUGCGUCAGACAGCGAUGAAGCUGGAUCACCGCGGCGCCCUCUUCACAGACGCAACUCAUCAAAUUCGAGCGGCCGUAGCAAAUCUGUCUCCACGCCAGCUACAAGCUCACCGGCAGCAGAACCAUCUGGGCUUGUCCGCAAGUCAGGCAGUUCAAGUCAGCGCAGUGACAGAUCCAGCCAAUCGAAUGCGAGGAGUGGUAGCGGUCUUUUCCUAGGGCAAGAGGAGAGCGAUGUUGAGAUGCAAGGCCAACAGACGGACGAGGAGUCGGUGUCGGCGCUCGGAAUGGCUAGCAAUGCAUCGCGCAACGCUGCCAAGAAGCGGGGAGCUUUGCUGGACAGCGAAGAUGAACGGGCGGACAGCUCGCUCGAAAAGGCAACCGGGAGAUUGUCCGUCUCGCCGGUCAAGACGCAAGCUCACGCCAAACGUAGACGCGCGAUCAUCGAAUCGGACGAAGAGGACGAGUAGUACUUUGAAAGCCGGCAUGGCCGACACCGAGACAAGUCGCACCAUUUCUCAUACAUGGCUUUGACACUGCGCUUGCCCAUCAUGCUGGUGCUAGUGCGCUCCUCUCGGCGUUACAUGACUUUUUGAUUCAAUUUGACAUUCCACUUGAUUAGAUGUUUCAAGAACGCGCCGAUAACAGACUGAGUACAUGUGUAAUAUGCCCUCAUGGA
Ceraceosorus guamensis is the source of this 3914-nucleotide messenger RNA. RefSeq lists its product as hypothetical. The transcript has 5 exons. The record is from RefSeq and is a predicted model, not a curated record. Gene Ontology annotation, molecular function: DNA binding. Gene Ontology annotation, biological process: replication fork arrest; DNA replication checkpoint signaling; DNA repair. Gene Ontology annotation, cellular component: replication fork protection complex. The coding region runs from base 1 to 3705 and encodes 1234 amino acids. Lineage: Eukaryota; Fungi; Basidiomycota; Exobasidiomycetes; Ceraceosorales; Ceraceosoraceae.